AUGAGUAGUUUAAGUGUCCCGCCCCCCGCAGAAGGGAGACAAACAACGAUUUUCGAUACUAUUAAAGGUUUUACCAAGGAUAAUUUAUCACAUGAAGUUCGUAGGAAUCUUUCUAAAUUGGACCCUAGGUUACCAGAGGACUUGAAGAACAUUACUCUCUACUUGAAGGAAGAGAAAAAUGUUUUGACGAGUUUACAAAAUGCUGCAAAUGAAAGGAAAGAAGCGAGUAAAUAUAUAUAUAUAUGGGGACGAGAAAGUGGUGAGGACAUUGCAGAUAUUACCGAAAGAUUAGCUGAUUUAUUAACAAAAAUUUCAGACGUUGAGACCGUAUUGACCGAAAAAUAUGAGCAUUAUAGAAAUAUUAUUAAAGAAAUUCGUAAAUCUGAAGAACGCCUUAUCGUUCAUAAAGAAAAAAAACGAAAGAUUAACGAUGAAAUAACAAAAAUAAUGAAAUCGCAUCCAAAAUCACCUAGAAUUGCAGAACUUGAAGCUGAUCUUAAAAUGGUUAAUCAUGACGCUUUGGUUGAUGAAAAUGAUGUUGCAAACAUUAAAAGAAGAUUAUUUAAAGAAGCGAUAGCAGUUCAUUUAAACGCUACAUUUGAAGCGGCGGAAAAAACUGCCAUUAUUUCUGGUUUUGGUUGGGAUCUUGUUGAACAAAUUGAUGCAACUCCUACUAGGCCUGGUGAACAAAAGUUACCAUACAAAGGUUCUGAGAUAACUCAACAAACGAUUAAAGAUUGUCAGCUUGCUUUACAUCGUUGGCAACCAUCCUCUUCAGAAAUUCGACCUCUUUUACCAACUUUAACCAACACCGCUCCAGCACAAUUAGCUGCUCAAAAAACGGAAUAUGAAGCAAAAGUUAGUCAACUUACUACCACCAUGACUGCUUUGAAGGAUGAACAUGAAGUUCAAGUGACCGGAUUUGCUACAAGUUUAGAGAAUCAAAAACGAGAAUACGAAGCACAAAUUUCUGAGCUGACUUCUGCUUUAGCCGCACAAAAGGAGGGGUAUGAAGCACAACUCAACGAUUUAUCUGCUACAUUACAGACAGAAAAGGCGACAGCCGAGCAAAAAAGUGCUGAUGCGGCAUCAGCUCUUGAAUCUCAGAAACAAGAAUUUAAUACCAAAAUUAAUGAGAUUUCUGCAGAAUUAGGAGCUUCAAAGAAUAAAUAUGAGGAACAAUUAAAACAGUAUAAUGCCUUAAUUUCUCAAAAACAAGAAUACGAAAUUGCGCUUAGAGAAAGAGAUUCGAUUAUUUCUAAACUUCAAGUUGAUGUUAAUGGUGUAGCAACAGAAAAAGGGAAAUUGUCUCAAGUGAUAAAGGAGUUGGAAGAAACCCUUAAAUCUAACUCUACAACGAUUGACCAAAAAGAAGAUAAGAUAGGUAAAUUAGAAGAUGACAUUUCUAGUAUAAAGGAUCAGCUUGCAGGAUUAAAAAUAUCACCGGCAAUCACAACAAACCUUUCAAAUCCUACAUCUUCCACCCGUAACAUUGUGGGACACGUGCCAGUUUUAUCAGAAGGCAGUGCUAUUAGUGAAGAACCUCCUAGUACCACUUCUUCAAAUGCUACUACAGAGUUAAAUGGACCUGGACCUGCUACACCACAUGUUCCUCCACAAUUUGGUGGAUUCGGACCUCCACCUCCACCUCAAGCUCAACAAGGGUAUUAUGGUCAACAAUAUUAUCAACAACCUUUCUAUCAACCUCAACAGUCAUUUUAUGGACCAGCUCAACAAGGUCAAAAUCCAUAUGGUGGUUUUCAACAACCUCCUCCGCCAGGUCAAGCCGCUCCUGCUCCUUCACCGCAACCACCAGGUGGUUUUGUUGGUGGCUUCUUCCUUGGACAACCUGACGAUGCGCCACCAGCUUACGAUGGACCGCCAAAAGAAGCCAAAGAUGUACCACCAACGUUUCUAAAACGUAUCACGAAUGGAUUUAAUACGUUUAAAUCAUCGAUAUUCAGAGAAAGGGAAUUUACAAUAGAUGACAAGUUUAAAAAAAGUGGAGUGGGGACAACAUGGAAUGAAGCGAUAGCGGAAGCGGAAAAAAUAAUUCAAGUUGGAGGAGGCACAAAAGAUAUCGAUCCAUUUAAACUUUUAGGUAGAGAUUUAUCGGAUUUAACGAAAAACAUCAAGAGGCUUUUAGGAAGUGGACAUCCAUUAUUAGACACUGUUAGUAAAUAUUAUUUCUCUUCCGAAGGAAAACGCAUUAGACCUUUAAUCGUAUUAUUAAUGUCACAAGCAACAAGCAUAGCUCCAAAACAGCAUAAUCCCGCACCUAUAGACUAUUCUUCAAUAAUAGACGAGUCAUUAUCACCAUUAACAUCAUCAAUACUUCCAACCCAAAGAAGGUUGGCAGAGAUUACAGAAAUCAUUCAUACGGCAACAUUAUUACAUGAUGAUGUGAUUGAUGAAUCCGAAACCAGACGUAACAAUCCUUCAGCCAACAUAAGUUUUGGUAAUAAGAUGUCAAUACUCGCAGGAGAUUUCUUGUUAGCUAGAGCAUCAGUCGCGUUGGCUCGCUUACGUAAUCCCGAAGUCAUUGAGUUGGUAGCCACCGUUAUUGCCAACCUGGUUGAAGGCGAAUUCAUGCAACUUAAAGAUAUCCAAACAUCCAAGAAAACUUCUUCGAACACGACCAUGACACCUUUUGAAUAUUACAUGGAGAAAACCUACAUGAAAACCGCUAGUUUAAUCGCAAAGAGUUGUUGCGGUGCUUCGGUAUUAGGUGGAUCUACUCGAGAAGUAUCUGAAAUAGCCUAUAAUUAUGGUAAAAAUAUAGGUUUGGCUUUUCAAUUAAUUGAUGAUAUGUUGGACUUUGUUGUUAGUGAAAAAGAGUUGGGUAAGCCUGUUGGUGCAGAUCUAAAGUUGGGUUUGGCCACUGCACCCGUAUUAUAUGCGUGGGAGAAAUAUUCUGAAUUGGGUCCACUAAUAAAACGUAAAUUUUCUAAAAAUGGAGACGUGGAAAAGGCACGUGAAUUAGUUUAUCAAAGCAAUGGAAUCGAGCAAACAAAAUUAUUGGCCGUUUCACAUUGUCAAAAGGCUAUUGGCGCCAUUCUAAAAUUACCCGAAUCCGAUGCUCGUAAUGCUUUAAUUAGAUUAUCAGAUAAAGUAGUGACGAGAAAAAAAUGA
Messenger RNA from Funneliformis geosporum, 3132 nucleotides. The record is from the annotation of a GenBank genome assembly. NCBI's taxonomy places the organism in Eukaryota, Fungi, Glomeromycota, Glomeromycetes, Glomerales, Glomeraceae.